CCAUAUCAUUUUAAACCACCAAGUUUGAUUUCUCCAGAGUGUCACCGCCAUAAUGUUUUGUUGUUGACUCGUAAUGACCCACCAGUGAUAAGGCCAGAUAACUAUUGGGAAUGUCAGUCUUCCAUUUGUGACACAAGCAUCAUCAUGGCUUCUAAAAUACGGGUUUCUGAAGUAAACAAGUUGGAUGGGGAACAGUUUGAAUGGAUGUUCGGGAACGUGGUAGAACUGUGUACGGAUGCGGCGGCGCAGGUGCAGAAGAAAAGACCCUUUCAAGACGUGGCAGAGUUAUGUAAGGCGUUCGAAGAAUAUUUGGACAACCUAAGCAUUGAGGAAAAAGUAGUGAUUUUGAAACUACAUCCUGACCUAGCGGGCCGGCUGGCAGCGCAAGGGGAACUAACGAAGGAGUCCAAGCAAGAGCAAAGAAGCGCUGGUCUUAAUGACCUCACUGAAGAACAGCGGUUUACUAUCAAUAAUAGCAAUGAACGGUAUAAAUCCAAAUUUGGAUUUCCCUUUAUAAUCUGCGCCAGAGAAAAUAAGGUGCAGUCUAUAAUCAGCGGUCUUCAAUCAAGAUACAACAGUUCGCGUGAACAAGAAAUAUACACGGGAAUAAAUGAAGUCAAGAAGAUUUGCAAAUUGAGAAUACAAGACAUUGUAAAAGAUGACUAAAUUGAUUAUUUGACAUACUGUUAUAAAAAUUCAUUGUUUAUAAAUAGUACCUCUCUUUCUUUAAAUAAUCUUUGUUAUAGCCACAGAAAAUAAAACCGAACCACUAAAGUUGGAGUUGAGAGUUUAUUAAAAAAUGUUCCAGAAGAAUUACAGAAAUAUGAACCUAAAUCUAUCUUAUUUAUAAGAGUCCCAGAGACCUUUCCACUACAGCAUGAGGCUGUCCGGCAACCUCGCACAAGUCUUGAGUGUUGAGGAUGUCUUCAAAGCCAAUGUCCAGAUACUUUCCAGUCAGUACAUCGUGUUGUAAGUUGGAAC
Messenger RNA from Ostrinia furnacalis (Asian corn borer), 981 nucleotides. RefSeq names its product 2-oxo-4-hydroxy-4-carboxy-5-ureidoimidazoline decarboxylase. NCBI's taxonomy places the organism in Eukaryota, Metazoa, Arthropoda, Insecta, Lepidoptera, Crambidae. Gene Ontology annotation, biological process: allantoin metabolic process; urate catabolic process. The record is from RefSeq and is a predicted model, not a curated record. The transcript has 4 exons. Gene Ontology annotation, cellular component: peroxisome. Gene Ontology annotation, molecular function: 2-oxo-4-hydroxy-4-carboxy-5-ureidoimidazoline decarboxylase activity. The coding region runs from base 145 to 666 and encodes 173 amino acids.